AUGCACACAUUUUAUGUUUCUACUUCAGGAGAGCCAUCAAUGAAUGAAAUAUCUACUUCUGAAAAACCAUUCGUUCCGGUUGAAAUAAGCACAUCAUCACCUUCAAGUAGUAAUGAGACGACUACUACAUCUACGACAUCGGUCACCCCUGUAUCACAUGGAAAUUAUCCAUCGGUUAAUAUGUCUGAUUUCAGAAGCGUGUGCGGUCGGCGGCUGUUUCCCGAAGCGCGCAUAGUCGGCGGAGCGAAGGCGACCUUCGGCAAGUGGCCUUGGCAGAUCUCGCUCAGACAGUGGAGGACGUCGACCUAUCUGCACAAGUGUGGAGCGGCCCUUCUUAACGAAAACUGGGCCAUUACUGCUGCUCACUGCGUUGACAAUGUGCCACCGAGUGACCUCUUAUUGCGACUGGGAGAACACGACUUGUCUAUAGAAGAUGAACCUUAUGGGUACCAGGAGAGGAGGGUUCAAAUAGUUGCUUCGCAUCCACAAUUCGACCCGAGGACGUUCGAGUACGAUUUGGCAUUGCUGAGAUUCUACGAACCCGUGAAUUUCCAACCCAAUAUUCUUCCUGUAUGUGUGCCACACACCGAUGAAGGAUUUGUUGGAAAAACAGCAUAUGUGACUGGCUGGGGCAGAUUAUAUGAAGAUGGUCCAUUACCAAGUAUAUUGCAAGAAGUUUCGGUACCUGUGAUCAACAAUUCAGUGUGUGAGACAAUGUACCGAUCUGCCGGUUAUAUAGAACAUAUUCCUAAUAUCUUCAUCUGCGCCGGAUGGAGAAAAGGCGGUUACGAUUCCUGUGAAGGUGACAGUGGUGGUCCAAUGGUGAUCCAACGUCCAGACAGACGAUUCCUGCUGGCGGGCAUCAUUUCUUGGGGCAUCGGAUGUGCAGAGCCAAACCAACCAGGAGUCUACACCAGGAUAUCUGAAUUCCGUGACUGGAUCAAUCAGAUAUUACAGUUCUAG
Messenger RNA from Ctenocephalides felis (cat flea), 963 nucleotides. Its product is annotated as serine proteinase stubble-like. Lineage: Eukaryota; Metazoa; Arthropoda; Insecta; Siphonaptera; Pulicidae. Gene Ontology annotation, molecular function: serine-type endopeptidase activity. The coding region runs from base 1 to 963 and encodes 320 amino acids. The transcript is spliced from 7 exons. Gene Ontology annotation, biological process: proteolysis. The record is from RefSeq and is a predicted model, not a curated record.